Messenger RNA from Eublepharis macularius, 718 nucleotides. RefSeq names its product transmembrane protein 220 (gene TMEM220). Lineage: Eukaryota; Metazoa; Chordata; Lepidosauria; Squamata; Eublepharidae. The transcript is spliced from 6 exons. Bases 127 to 684 code for a protein of 185 amino acids. The record is from RefSeq and is a predicted model, not a curated record.
CGCCCAGUGCCGCGCGUGGGGUGAACUAGAAAAGCACAGAAGUCUGCAGGGGAAAAGCUAGCUUGGGCCACUGCGCAGGGUGCGUGCGGCGGUGGAAGCAAAGGAGGGAGAGGACUUGGAGACACAAUGCAGAUGCCAGGGGGACUGGGGCAACGUAGAGAGGGCAAUGGGCUUGUCUGGGCAGGAGCAGUCGGGGAGAGAAGCGGCGGGCUCUUGGUUACGGAAAAACAGAAAGCGGGGCGAUUUGGACGGCCGGAAGCAGGAGGGCGGAGAAGGGUCAAUGACCCUGAUCCAGGACUUUGGAUAGUUGCGUAUGCUGUGCCUGCAGCUCUCACACUGGUUGUCAGCCUUAAUCCACCAAUUGCAGAUAACAUUGUAUGGAGGAGUCUAUCUGAUCUUCACUCAGCUGCUUGUGUUGUGGGCUCUGCCAUUUUGGGGUACACUUUGUUGGCGAGUGCUCAGAAGAACAUCUUGCAUGAGGAAGAAGGCAGGGAGUUAUCUGGUCUAGUGAUUAUUACAGUCUGGAUGAGCCUGUGUCGUGGUUCAGCAAAAAAUACCCUGGGUGGCGCUCGCCUGGCUAUUGCAAUUUUUCUCUCGCUUUUCCCCUUUGUAAUGUGGCUGUACAUCUACAUGAAUGCAGAGAUGCGGGCAUCCUGGCCAUCUCACUGUAAAACUGUUAUUUAAGGUGAAACAAACCAAUACAGAGUUCUGGCGCUCA